Molecule: messenger RNA, 1520 nt
Organism: Drosophila guanche
Lineage: Eukaryota; Metazoa; Arthropoda; Insecta; Diptera; Drosophilidae
Gene: Uck
Product: uridine-cytidine kinase
Exons: 5
Coding region: 102-881 (259 amino acids)
Cellular component (GO): cytoplasm; cytosol
Molecular function (GO): kinase activity; ATP binding
Source: RefSeq, a predicted model, not a curated record
UCAUAGUCGUGCGACCAUGUAAUUCGCUGUAGCAAUUAAAUACCAAAAAGAAAAAAAUAAAUAAAGCAGGAAAAAACCUAUUUGCAAUAAUUAUCCCAAUAAUGGGCGACUCAAACAAAGGAGAUACUCUACGUCUGCCGAAUGGCGAUGCCCUGACGGGCGAUGAGGUCAAGUCACCGUUUCUGAUUGGCGUGGCAGGCGGCACGGCCAGCGGCAAGUCGACGGUGUGCAAGAAGAUCAUGGAGCAGCUGGGCCAGGCCGAAAUGGAUCAUACGCAGCGCCAGGUGGUGGCCAUCAGUCAGGAUAGCUUCUAUCGCGAGCUGACGGCUGCCGAGAAGGCCAAGGCACAAAAGGGCUUGUUUAACUUUGAUCAUCCGGAUGCGUUCAACGAGGAGCUGAUGUACGAUACGCUGCAGGACAUUCUCAAGGGGCACAAGGUGAAGAUUCCCGGCUAUGACUACCGCACCAAUUCGCUGGACUUUGAGAACAUGCUGGUUAUCUAUCCAGCGGAUGUGGUGCUGUUUGAGGGUAUUUUGGUCUUCUAUUUCCCCAAAAUACGCGAUCUCUUCCAUAUGAAACUGUUUGUGGAUACCGACUCGGACACGAGACUAGCGCGACGAGUGCCACGUGAUAUCAAUGAGCGUGGCCGGGACCUGGACGCUGUGCUCACCCAGUACAUGACGUUUGUGAAGCCCGCCUUUGAGGAAUUUUGCUCGCCCACAAAAAAGUUUGCUGACGUUAUCAUACCACGCGGCGCCGACAACACAGUUGCCAUUGAUCUCAUUGUACACCAUAUCGGGGAGAUACUCGCCACCACGAACAGCGCACAGCACAGCCACACAAUCAGAGCUGCGCCGUCCAGCAUGAAGCGAGAUCACUAAAUGUGCAAAAUAAAUUACAAAAAAACAAAGCCUAAACCCCCUCAAAGGUGGUGCGCCGUGUCCUCAAAGCUUAUACUAAUUUUGCCAAAAAAUUAAGUGAGAAACACCAAACAGAAAUAGAGAAAAACAAAGAAGAAAGCGCCGGGCCUCGCUCCUCAUAUUUCGCCACACCCUGUAACACGACACUAAUGUAGCGCCUAAGUUUGAAAAGUAUCUUUAGCUAUAGCUACUAUUAUUAUAUAUUCUACUCGAUUAUUAAUUAAUUAUAUUCAAAUAUUAUACAUGGUAGUGUGUAUGUGUAAGCUCGAAAAAUGUCACAAAACUGGCUCCUUCGCUCUGACUUUUUGUAAGGUUCCUAAGCACUUAAUUCACCCAAAAUUCACACACAAGUCACAGCUCUAAUUAUUGUAAAAUUCAUAUUUUAAUGCCCGAUACUUGUAGAUCAAGAAAGUCGCGUGCAGACAACGCAAACUGUCCGUCUGUUUAUCGUUUAAGUUUCCUAAAAAAUGAUUUCAUAUAUUUCCAAGUAUUUUAUGACUCUUUCUGCUCUCGAAAUUUUUAACCAAAAACCAUAAAUCACCUUCCAUGCCUUGCAUGCCUUUGGUUUAACAUAAAACCCUUUCAAAUAACACCAACAAU